This is a messenger RNA of Uloborus diversus, 2337 nucleotides long. RefSeq names its product inversin-like. Lineage: Eukaryota; Metazoa; Arthropoda; Arachnida; Araneae; Uloboridae. The transcript has 17 exons. Gene Ontology annotation, molecular function: protein binding. Bases 1 to 2337 code for a protein of 778 amino acids. The record is from RefSeq and is a predicted model, not a curated record. Gene Ontology annotation, cellular component: cytoplasm.
AUGUUUGAAGAAAUAAUUUUUCCUCCUACAUUAUCGCCCAAACUACUUGGGGCAUGUUCAACUGGUAAUAAGAGUGUACUGAAGAAGUUAAUCUCUUCUCUACCUUCUUAUGCAUUAGAGCAAAAGGAUAAACUUGGAAGAACACCACUUAUUUUGAGCACUGUUUACGAUCACACUGAUUGUGUUUCACUUUUACUGAAGGCUGGAGUACAAGUGGAUAAUAAUGAUAACAAGGGACAAACAGCACUCCAUGCAGCUGCAGCAAAAGGAUUCAGUCAAUGUGUUAAACUUUUACUUCAACAUAAAGCUUCAGUACAGUGUAGAAAUUUUGAUGGUGCUACUCCGUUACAUUAUGCAGCAAUUUCCCCAAAUCUGAAGUGCUUGUCACGGAUUUUAAAGAAAUUGAAGCCUGGUGAGAUUGAUUUGCAAGAUGCUACAAGAAAAACCCCAUUGCAUUGGAGUGCAGCAUAUGCGUGUCUGGAGCAUCUGAAAAUGCUUUUAGCCCGGGAUGCUCAUAUCUGUAUUCCUGAUAAAGAAGGUAAAACACCACUGCACUUUGUUGUUCUCCGUAAAGAAUCCAAGGCCCUAGAAAUUGUUAAGAUUUUGUUGGAUCAUGAAAGCACUCUCAUUAAUUGGCAAGAUUAUGGAGGUCGUUCUGCUCUUCAUCUUGCUGUAUCAAGUGGCAGUGUUGAAAUAGUGCAUCAUUUGAUUUCUAGAGAAAAUUGCAAUUCUGAUGUAUUAGACAACUCAUUUUGUACACCUUUGCACUGGGCUGCACGAAGAGGUUUGUGGGAAAAGGCAAAUUUACUGCUCAAUAAAGGAGCCAUUCCUACUAGUGCUGAUCGCAAUGGAGCCACUCCUUUACAUUAUGCAGCUUAUAUUAAUCAUGUUAAAACUGUUCAAGUUUUCCUGUCAAGGAAAUUUAUCGAAGAUGUUGGCGAUUUUGAAGGAAAAACUGCUCUUAUUUGGGCUGCUGCUAUGAAUUCUGUUGAUGUACUAACUUACAUGGCUGCUAAAGGUGUAAAUUUAAUAGCAACGGAUAGAGAUGGAUCUACUGCACUCCAUAUAGCUACCAUUCUUAACAAUGCCCCAGCUGUCACUACAUUACUAAAACUUGGAAAUCCAGUGGAUAUUUUAGAUGGAGAUUUCAUGACACCUUUAUUGAAAGCUUGUGAGUUUGGUCGUGCAAAUUCAGCCCAAAUUUUGUUGGAAUACGGAGCUAAUCUGUAUGCUGUAGACAUGUGUGGUCGUACUAGUUUGCAUUGGUGUGCUUUAGGUGGACAUGCCAAUCUCUGCCAAAUAUUGAUUUUAAAAGGGGCCUUAUGUAAUACUAAAGAUAACUAUGGAAUGGUUCCCCUACAUUAUGCUAGUAUGCAUGAUAACAACGUUAAUUGUGUUUCGGUUCUACUAGAGUCAACAGCUAAUCCCAAUAUUAUUGACAAAGAGGGAAAAUCCCCACUUCAUUCAGCUGUAUUGAAUAAUCGGCAUGGUAUUGCAAAGUUACUUUGCCUUUAUGAUGCAGAUGUUAAUGCAAUGGCAAGAAUUGAUGGAUGGGUUACUCCUUUAGACUUGGCAAUAAAACUGAAGAACAGGAAAAUUAUUUCUUUGUUAAAAAGUUACAAUGCUUUUGAAGCAAAUGAAAUUAAAAAGCAAGCUGCUUUGUUAAUUGAGGCUUGGUACCUCAGAGUUAAGAGGAAAAGCAGCAAGAAGUGGAAAUCAAAUUUCUUUUUUCAGAGAAUAAAGAAGCAAGCUUUUCCUAAAAAGAAGUUUGUUGCUGUUAUUGAAGCAGAGCCUUGUACUUGUUAUGUUACUCACAAUGGAAAACUCUGUGUCGACUGCACUUCAGGUGUGCAUGUAGGUCCUUGCACAUUGUUCAUUGAUAAGAUUUUUCAAAUUCAGCGUGCCUGGAGAAGAUAUUCUAUGAGGAAAAAAUUUGAAAGAGCGCGAAAUAACGUUCAAGCAUUUUUUGAAUCUGAAGAAGCAAGAAGAAAUGCUGAGCGGCAAUGGAAGAAGAAGAGCACAUCAGUAGUUGAGGAAGAAGCUUCGUCAUCUCAAGGGAAAUCAACCCCGUAUACUUCUUCUCAAUGGACAUUCAGCAUCGGGAAAAGGAAAAAAGAACCUGGACUUAUAGAAAUGAAGAACAGCAUGAAAGAGGCAUUCACUCUAUUUUAUUGGAUCAUGGAGAGGGAAGCUGCCGAAGAUCCUUGUGACCUGUAUGGCAGGCUCCUUGCAAUUAAGUUGCGACAAAUGCCGCAGCAAAUUAGUGCAGUAGCAAUGCACCGUAUUGACAAACUAAUGCUCCAAAUGAAUCCCUGCUCUCUGAAGUCAGAAUUUUGA